AUGGUGGUCCUUUUUUCCAAAAACAGGUCAGCAUGGUGGAGAAAUUUGUUUCAGGACCUAGAAGCCCAACAUAAAAUUGACAUGUCCUCCGAAAUGAGCAAAGAGUGUCUGUGGUACUGUUUCUCCAAAUUACUACAAGAAGAAUGUAACACUGUCAGGGAGCAUUGGAACACUCACUACAUUAGAGGCUCCAGGCAUAAUACUGUUAAGGGAAGACCAGAUUCAUUAUAUUUCCUGCCAGAAUAUCAUGGUGCCACAAGUAAUCUAUUAGCAAGUGUUGCAACUAAUGAAAUAGUGUGUGUUACCCAGGAGAUAACUCUACAAGAACAUGAUAAUGAGCAUCAAGAAUAUUUUGAGUAUGUUAGACAAGGUCUGGGUUUGGCACUACCUACAACCUGGAAGGAAGCUCUUCAGUGCUAUGAAAGAUUGAUAGACAUUGCUGAGAAUGGAUAUUCUACUUAA
This is a messenger RNA of Porites lobata, 462 nucleotides long. The record is from the annotation of a GenBank genome assembly. NCBI's taxonomy places the organism in Eukaryota, Metazoa, Cnidaria, Anthozoa, Scleractinia, Poritidae.